Spodoptera frugiperda (fall armyworm) is the source of this 550-nucleotide messenger RNA. Its product is annotated as flexible cuticle protein 12-like. The record is from RefSeq and is a predicted model, not a curated record. The transcript is spliced from 2 exons. Gene Ontology annotation, cellular component: chitin-based extracellular matrix. Bases 161 to 532 code for a protein of 123 amino acids. NCBI's taxonomy places the organism in Eukaryota, Metazoa, Arthropoda, Insecta, Lepidoptera, Noctuidae. Gene Ontology annotation, molecular function: structural constituent of chitin-based larval cuticle.
CAGUGUGCAAUACUUCAAUCCAGUUUUAGAUGACUAUCAUUAAAUUUGCUUUCUAAUAUAAACGCCUUUCAGAUUCAAACUGCUAUCAAUCGUGGCUGAAGUUCCCUCUAGACAACAAAUAGUAUUAACUACUACAAGACAUUUAUAUUCCGAAAUCAUCAUGAACAAAAUGAUAGCUUUUUUCGUCUUGUGCGCCCUGUCAUCGGUUUUGGCUGCUCCCCUGGAAGGAAGUUCGACUAGAUCUCUACCACCUUUGGACCAUGAAGAGAUUCACGAUGAGUUUGGCCAGUUUGCCUUGCGGUAUGUGACCGCGGAGGGUACCGUGGUGUCGGAGCGCGGUCAUCUCAUCCCCACGCCUGAUGGUGCCAGCUACGUGAUGGUGUAUGAAGGAGAAGUAUCCUACAUCGGCGACGAUGGCAAGAGAUACGUCACGAAGUACACCGCGGGACUGGACGGGUACCACGCAGAGGGUGAUCAUUUACCAGUCGCCCCUGAGGUUCCCGAAGUUCCUAAACCUGAACCUAUCAAAUGAUUUUCUGUAUUUACCCAG